This is a messenger RNA of Penaeus vannamei (Pacific white shrimp), 555 nucleotides long. The record is from RefSeq and is a predicted model, not a curated record. NCBI's taxonomy places the organism in Eukaryota, Metazoa, Arthropoda, Malacostraca, Decapoda, Penaeidae.
AUGGGAACAUCGACUGCCCGGCCCCCGCCCCUCUCCCCCCUCCCCCAAGGCCGUCUUCCCUCCACCUCGCCGCUGCCUCCUCCUUCUGCGCCUCUUUCCUUCUCCGAGAUCUGCGGCCGCGUCUCCCGAGUCCUGGAGGAGAGCGUGAAGGGCGUCCUGCUGGUGCACUCGGGGAGGCUGGCGUCAAGCGAGAAUGAGACUGAGGUUCCCGCAGACACGUGGGUGGCCAUAGCAGGAGUGCAGCGCAGCGGCGACGGCUCCUCACAGCUGGAGUUCGUGGCCAGCUGGAGCGCCGCGGGACUCGAGAGCUACAAACCCAUCUGGCCUCAACCGCCUUUCGACUUUAUGAACAAAACCGUCAGAAUUGCUUGCAUAAAGAAACCGCAAGUGUUCGAGUUUGAGGACGGCGCCAGCCUGGACAGCGCGGGCGGUUACAUCGUGGAGAUUCUGAAGGUUAUACCGCGGGCGCGCCACAAUUUCACGGGCGUGCUGGUCCCCACUGAGGUGCUUCGGACUGCUCGUGCUCCGUCCAAACGGGUUCCUAUAACGGGAUGA